Molecule: messenger RNA, 1283 nt
Organism: Prunus dulcis (almond)
Lineage: Eukaryota; Viridiplantae; Streptophyta; Magnoliopsida; Rosales; Rosaceae
Product: L-galactose dehydrogenase
Exons: 5
Coding region: 117-1091 (324 amino acids)
Biological process (GO): L-ascorbic acid biosynthetic process
Cellular component (GO): cytosol
Molecular function (GO): L-galactose dehydrogenase activity
Source: RefSeq, a predicted model, not a curated record
AGUUGGUAGAAAACCCAUAUAUUUUUCACUUCACUUCCACUGCGCCACUUCCUUCCUGGCCUUCCUGAACCAAAAUCCCACUCAAAUAUCUCUCCUCCUUCAUAAACAACAAAACAAUGGCGUUGCCAGCGCUGCCCAAAGUAGAGCUUCGAGAACUGGGCAACACAGGCCUCAAGCUCAGCUGCGUCGGCUUCGGCGCCUCGCCUCUGGGCAACGUCUUCGGUCCCGUCUCUGAUGACGAAGCCAUCGGCUCCGUUCGCGAAGCCUUUCGUCGUGGCAUCAACUUCUUCGACACCUCUCCGUACUAUGGUGGGACUUUGUCAGAGAAGGUGCUUGGUAAAACACUAAAAGCUCUAGGCGUCCCAAGGAGUGAGUACAUUGUGGCAACCAAGUGUGGGCGCUAUGCUGACGGUUUUGAUUUCAGUGCGGAUAGAGUGACUAAGAGCAUUGAUGAGAGCUUGGAAAGGUUGCAGCUGGAUUACGUUGAUAUAUUGCAAUGCCAUGACAUUGAAUUUGGGUCUCUAGAUCAGAUUAUCAAUGAAACAAUCCCUGCCCUAAAGAAACUCAAGGAAACAGGGAAGAUUCGUUUCAUUGGUAUUACAGGACUUCCAUUGGGAAUUUUCACAUACGUUCUCGAUCGGGUACCACCUGGCACAGUGGACGUGGUUCUGUCAUAUUGCCACUAUGGUAUUAAUGAUUCAGCUUUGGAGGAUUUAUUACCAUACCUAAAGAGCAAAGGUGUUGGUGUCAUUAGUGCUUCUCCACUUGCUAUGGGCCUUCUAACCGAGAGUGGUCCUCCAGAAUGGCACCCAGCAUCUGCUGAAUUGAAGUCUGCAUGCCGAGCUGCUGCUGUCUAUUGUAAAGAGAGAGGGAAGAACAUUUCAAAGUUAGCUAUGCAAUACAGUUUGUCCAACAAGGAUAUCUCUUCAGUGCUUGUUGGCAUGAACUCCAUUAAACAGGUUGAGGAAAAUGUUGCUGCUGCUGUGGAGCUUGAAACUGUCGGGAAGGAUGAAAAAACUCUAGCAGAGGUUGAAGCUAUUCUGAAACCUGUGAAGAACCAGACAUGGUCUAGUGGAAUCCAGCAGAGCUGACAAUUUUGCUGUUGUAUGUAAUCAUCUGUAUCUUGUACGCAUUUUUAUUUAUGUUCGUUGCCUUCAUUGGCCUGCUGGCUAGAUAUUAAUUCUUCAGGAGGCCUUAUUCUAUUGUAAUGGAACUCUCUUUACAUGAGAGAGGUUGUGCUUAUAUUAAUGGAGAUGAAUCAAUAAAAUGUGUAUUGUUCACAA